Molecule: messenger RNA, 2371 nt
Organism: Camelus dromedarius (Arabian camel)
Lineage: Eukaryota; Metazoa; Chordata; Mammalia; Artiodactyla; Camelidae
Gene: CD34
Product: CD34 molecule
Exons: 8
Coding region: 50-1207 (385 amino acids)
Biological process (GO): cell-matrix adhesion
Cellular component (GO): membrane
Source: RefSeq, a predicted model, not a curated record
GAGCAGUGUCUUGGGCUCUGUGCAUCUCUUCGGGAGCGGCGCGGGAAGGAUGCUGGUCCGCAGGGGCGCGCCCGCGGGGCGCGGGAUGUCGCGGGGCUGGACCGCGCUCUGCUUCCUGAGUCUGCUGAGCUCUGGGUUCACAAAUGCAAACUUGACAUCUGCUACCACAAAGCCAUCUACCACAGGAACAGCAAGAAUGUCUUUACCUGUUCCUACAAAUACAACCAACCAGGAAACCACCACACCAAGUACUCGGAGAAGCACCAGCCUCUACACUGUCACUCAGGGCAGCAAUGGGACCACAGCAGCCAUCUCAGAGACUACAGUCAGUUUCACAUCUACCUCUGGGAUCACCUCAGUCACUGAAACCAUGAACUCUUCUGUCCAGUCACAGACCUCUUUAGCCACCACAGUGUCUUCUACCUUCAUCAGUUUUACAACUUCCGAGAUGACCUUGAAGCCCAGCACAUCAUCUGGAAAUAUUUCUGAUUCUCCGUACAACAGUACCAGCCCUGUGACAUCUUACACUCGCCCUUAUACCCCAUCUACUCCUACCCCAAGUAUCGUCAAGGGAGAAGUCAAGUGUUCCCAAAUCAAAGAAGUGAGAUUGACCCUAGGUAUCUGCCUGGAGCUAAAUAAGACCUCCAGUUGUGAGGAGUUUAAGAAGGACAAGGGAGAAAAGCUAAUGCAAAUCCUGUGUGGGAAGGAGCAGGCCGGGGCUGGGGCCGGGGUGUGCUCCACGCUGCUUGUCCAGUCUGAGGUGAAACCUCACUGCCUGCUGCUGGUCUUGGCCAACAGAACAGAACUUUCCAGCAAGCUCCAACUUCUGGAAAAGCACCAGUCUGACCUGAGUGAGCUGGGCAUCCAAGACUUCAGAGAGCAAGAUGUCAGGAGCCACCAGAGCUAUUCCCAAAGUACCUUGAUUGCACUGGUCACCUCGGGGAUUCUGCUGGCUGUCUUGGGCAUCACCGGCUAUUUCCUGAUGAACCGUCGAAGCUGGAGCCCUACAGGAGAAAGGCUGGGUGAAGACCCUUAUUACACGGAGAAUGGUGGAGGCCAGAGCUAUAGCUCGGGUCCUGAGGCCUCCCCUGAGGCUCAGGGAAAGGCCAGUGUGAAUCCAGGGGCUCAGGAGAACGGGACCGGCCAGGCCACCUCCAGAAACGGUCAUUCAGCGAGACAACACGUGGUGGCUGAUACUGAACUGUGACUCGGCCGGGCGGGGCGAAGCUGGGCAAGGCCUGCGGGAGGAGCCCCUCCCCGCGUCUGAGCAAGGGCUGCCGCGGUGCUGGAGGAGCCACCCCUUACCUGAGACCCCUUUCCCUCCACACACACCCUCGGGAAGCCGUCCCCGGGCCCCUGCACUGUGCCGCCUAGGGGAGAGGCAGGUCACAUCUGCCCUUUACACACUCAGCUCCCUGAAUCAGACUCUGGGCUACUUUGAAGAAAGAUGUGACGGGGAAAGUCAAGGUGCAGAGAUACUCCUCGGGUCCCUUCUCUCACCCUCCUCUCUGCCUCCUUACAGGCACUCCCAGGGGAAGCAUGGGCUUUUCUGGGCUACCAUUUCCUCCCAGGAGGGUUUGCCUUUUGCUGUUUCUGCCUUAUAUUUUCUUUCCCUACUGUAGGAAAACUAAAGCAGCCCGUUGCCCUUGCCCCUCUCUAAGGCACUGUGGAUUCGAUCACCAGAUUCCCUCUUGUUCUCCAAAUUCCCCAGACUUCCCCUGCCCCCUGCCUCUGUGGACAGAGAUGUGCAUAGCUUUCUGGCUGAGCUUGGAACUGGGCUCCAAGUUUUAGAACAAAGUCCUGUGUCUGUGUGUUUGGGGGACAGGGUGAGGGUGGGUGGACACACGUGUUCCCCCCAGAGCGGCAGAUGGGACAGGACCCACAGCUCCGUCCUGGUCUCGGAGGGGCCGCACGGACCCCUGUGGGUCAGAGCAGACAGGACCGUGGGGCCAGAUCUCUGAGCCACGCCUGUUGACCUACGCUCUUCAGAGGGAGCCUCUUGCUCCGAGGCUAGGUCCUGGCCUUAACCUCUGUCUCCAUGGCUUCCUCCCUCCUCUCCCUGACUCCUGGGUUGAGCUGUGGCCUCAGUCCCCCAGCAGACUCCUUACUGUCUCUGCCUCCCCCACCCUGACCCCUCUUACUUCUCUGCACCUCUGGGCCCCUGGACAUCUCCAGAGGACCCUCACCACAAGCUACUCUGUGAGCGACCCAGGUUCUCAUUUUUGUUUUUUUCUGGAGGGGUGAACAGGGAUCCUGGUUUCAAUGACGGCUGGAAAUAGAACUUUCCAGAGAUAGGAAGAUGGGUUGGGUUUUUUUUUUCUGAAUAAAAAGUAGCGUGUGUAAAUACUGUAAUUAAAGUGACAUAUUGGAA